Molecule: messenger RNA, 4037 nt
Organism: Fopius arisanus
Lineage: Eukaryota; Metazoa; Arthropoda; Insecta; Hymenoptera; Braconidae
Gene: Upf2
Product: UPF2 regulator of nonsense mediated mRNA decay
Exons: 3
Coding region: 325-3750 (1141 amino acids)
Biological process (GO): nuclear-transcribed mRNA catabolic process, nonsense-mediated decay
Cellular component (GO): cytoplasm; exon-exon junction complex
Molecular function (GO): RNA binding; protein binding
Source: RefSeq, a predicted model, not a curated record
UUUCUCAUGGGUCAAUUGACUAUAUCAUCAACAAUUCAACACAACGGGAUCAAGUGGCGCGCGUUCGAUCUGUAGAGAAAAUAAUGCACAUGCCUGCAUAAGCGUUUGUUAUUUCGGUAUUUGGCGCUACUAUCGAACUUAUUCCAGGCCAAGGGAAUUGAACGGUCUGAUCGUCACGAUCAUACGUCGUUCAAUGAAUAUAAAUAAUGAACUGUGAAACAACUAGUUUCAAUUGUAGGAAAGUCAUAAUGAUAGAAUUAAGAAGGUGAGUGAAACUUAACCUCACAGAUUGCUGUGGCAUAAGGAUAUUACAAAGAAAUAACAAUGACGGAAAAGGAGAAGGAUGUAAAAGAGGGAGGUGAAGAUCCUCCAGCCACGGAAAGUCUUCCCCCGGAGGAAUUGACUGAGGAUGACAGACAAUUUCUCAUGGACUACAUCAAGGAAGUGGAACAGAGACUGAGCGUUAAAGAAGAAAUCCGUUCUGCUAAUCUCAAUCCAAUGAGACCACCGGACUCGUUUUUUAGUAAACUCGAUUCAAAUCUCAAAAAGAACACAACCCUCGUGAAGAAACUAAAGACAUUAAGUGGAGUUCAGGUAGAUCAGCUCCUUAAAGACAUGAGUAAUUUGAAUUUGACAAAGUAUAUAAGCGAAAUAGCCACGGCCCUAGUUGAUGCUAAACUCAAGAUGACGGAUGUUCAGCCAGCGAUAAAAGUCUGCUCAUUCCUCCAUCAGACGUAUGCGGAAUUCUCCAGUCAUUUUUUUGAGAAUUGGCAGAGGGUUCUGAGUCUUAAGGUAGGGGAUAAAAUCGCCAAUCCUAGCAAACUCAGAGUCGACCUCAGGUUUUACGCUGAAUUGGUGAAUGCUGGGAUUUUCACCCACAAACAGGGUCUCUCUCUUCUUGGCUCUGUGCUGACCGUUUUGAUAAAUAUGGACAAGGAGGAACAUAACAAUGCCAGCAUUAUACUGAGCUUUUGCCGUCAUUGCGGUGAGGAUUAUGCCGGGCUGGUACCACGACGUGUUCGGCAGCAAUCAGAUAAGCUCAAUAUUUCGGUACCAAAGAGUAAAUUGUUGGGACCGGAUAAACAGCAGAAUGUACGUGCUCUAUUACGGGAAUAUUACAACUCGCUGUGUAAACACGUGUUGAAGGAGCACAAAGAAUUACAGGCAUUUGAGAAGCAGAAUAGGAAAAUUCUCCAGACAAGGGGAGAACUCAGCUCGGAGAGGAAGGAGAAGUUUGAAACUCUUCAGCUUUCCUACGAGCGUUUGACGGCAAGUGUCCAGAAUUUUGCAGAAACUCUCGAUGAAGUAAUUCCAGAGCUGCCAAUCGACGCUGAAAUCAAAGCGGAUACUGAGGAAUCUCUAAAGAUGAUCAGCGAGGGAGAAGAGAACAAUAUGAUAGAGGACAUGUGGGGGGACGAAGAGACGAGAAGGUUCUAUGAAGUUCUCCCUGAUCUUACGGUCUUUUUACCUGGGGCUUAUCUUAAGGAAGUCGCCAAACCAGAAACGCCCAUCACUGAGGAAGCUCUCGACGAGGAAAUAACGUUCGAUGAGCUCGAGGACAUUGAUAGGGUCGAGGAGACAGAGGCUGAGGUUGAGGAGCCCCAGGUGGCCAACAUCAGUAAUAAAAUUCUGCUUGAUGCCUUUUUGACUCAUCUUCCUAAUUGUGUGAAUCGAGAGAUGAUCGAUAACGCUGCUGUUGACUUUCUCAUUAAUUUAAACACCAAGCACAAUAAGAAGAAACUCAUAAAAGCUCUCUUCGGAGUUUCCAGAAUCCGCUUGGAUUUGUUACCAUUCUACUCUCGAAUAGCUGCUAUUCUCCAUCCUGUGAUGCCAGAUGUUGGGAAUGAGCUGUGUGCAAUGCUGAAACAAGAUUUUAAAUACCAUGUGCGGAAAAAAGAUCAAAUUAACAUUGAGUCCAAAGUGAAAGUAGUUCGGUACAUUGGGGAACUCGUAAAGUUCAAGCUUUAUUCGAAAAUUGAAGCCCUCUACUGUCUUAAAGUUCUACUCCACGAUUUCACUCAUCAUCACAUUGAAAUGACGUGUAAUUUACUAGAGACCUGCGGUAGAUUUCUAUUCUGCUCCAUAGAUUCUCAUCAGAGGACAAACGUUUAUCUGGAACAAAUGAUGAGGAAAAAAGCAGUCACGGCUUUGGAUUCAAGGUACGUAACAAUUAUUGAAAAUGCGUAUUAUUUUGUUAAUCCACCGGAAUCCACUGGUGGUAUAAUGAAGAAAGAGCGUCCGCCGAUGCAUGAAUUCAUACGGAAGCUCUUGUAUCAGGAUUUGUCUAAGACAAACACAGACAAGGUUCUCAAGUGGAUGAGAAAAUUGGAUUGGGAUAAUGAUAUCAUCUCUUCAUAUGCAAUAAAGUCUCUGACAGCUGCGUACAAUGUCAAAUACCUGAACAUACGAUGUGUUGGGAGUCUUCUCGCUGGAUUAGUGGCUCACUACGAGGCCAUCGGGCCGAGUGUCGUUGAUGGUGUCCUCGAGGACAUUCGACUCUGCAUGGAGAUCAAUCUUCCUAAAUAUAACCAACGGCGCAUUGCAAUGGUGAAAUACCUCGGUGAGCUGUACAAUUACAGAAUGGUGGAGAGUGGAGAUAUAUUCAGAACUCUCUACCUCCUGAUUACUUUCGGGGUGAGCAUGGAUCAUAAUUUACCGAGUGUCCUCGACCCACCAGAUCACCUCUUUCGACUAAGGCUCGUGUGUACAUUGCUUGAGACCUGUGGCCAGUACUUCAGCGGUGGCUCCAGUAAGAAGAAACUCGACUAUUUUCUCAUAUUCUUUCAGAAUUACUACUGGUACAAGUACUCAGAUCCCAUUUGGACGACGGACAAUCCCUUUCCAAUCGGCAUUGAUUACAUGUAUCACGAUACCCUCGCUAUGCUCAGACCAAAAAUCCAACUCUUCCAAAGUUUUAAAGAAACACAAGCCGCCAUCGACGAGCUGAAAAACACACUUUAUCCAACGUUAGACACUGCUAAGAGAGACAUGGAACGAGUUGAGGGUGAUUCUGAUAUGGCCACUAUUCCAGAAACUGACGAAGAUCAGCCUGCCGUCAUUGGUGAUCUUCACUUCGAGGAAUCUGAGGAUAUCUCCGAGGCACACUCUGACGAGGAGUGGAUGGAUCCUGAGAGAGAUGAUAAUCAUGGAACUGGAGAGAAUACUCAGGGUGAGCAGAGUCUCUCUCAGGGAAUGAGUGAGGGAGUUGUUCUAGAUGCCUCGGAGUUAAAUGCUGCACUCCCUGCAGGACCCAAACGUGUCAGUUGUCCAGAGGAUGAUGACUUCCUCUCUGCUCUCGAUAAGAUUGUUUCUGAUAAUAUUCAGGAUCGAAUGAGGGACAAUGUCAAGCCCCAGCAAGUCGAUAUUUCUGUUCCCAUUCAUGUUAAGAGUACUAAGAAAACAUACGAACAGCUCCAGGAAGGUCCAUCCGACAAUUCUACGGUAGAUUUUGUUCUCAUGGUUAGGAAGGGUAACAAGCAGCAGUACAAGAGCCUUGCAGUUCCAGUUUCUUCUGAAUUAGCUAAGAAUCUACGCAAUCGAGAGCAGGAGCAGAAGGAGGAAAAAGAACGUGUAAAGAGAUUGACAUUGAAUAUUACUGAGAGACAGGAGGAAGAGGAUUAUCAAGAGACCAUUAACCAAGGAACAAGACCAGUUACAGUGAAUCUUAAUCGUGAGAGAAGGCAAAAAUACAAUCACCCCAAAGGUGCACCAGAUGCUGAUCUCAUAUUUGGCCCCAAAAAAAUUCGCUGACCAAUUACUCCAUUGAUUGUUCCGUCUGCCUUUUAUAAGAAGCACGAAAAAUUUAAUUUUCUCAUUAUCAGCCAACUUCCAUAAAUUUCCAAAUAGUCCUCAUGCAUAUUGUGUAUAUGUUAUACUUUUAGUUGAUGGCAAUGAUUGAUUUUCUCAUUAACUAGAUACAUCUUCUAAAAAUCGUCCAAUUAACACGUAUUCAUUUCCCAAACUGAAUCGUUUUCAUCUAUGAAACAUCAAUUAAUUGAAUUUCAGUAGGAUUUAUGUGUAUUCCAUUCAAUCUCCUU